Messenger RNA from Triplophysa dalaica, 1917 nucleotides. Its product is annotated as tumor necrosis factor receptor superfamily member 4. The record is from RefSeq and is a predicted model, not a curated record. Gene Ontology annotation, molecular function: cytokine binding; signaling receptor activity. Gene Ontology annotation, biological process: regulation of cell population proliferation. Gene Ontology annotation, cellular component: external side of plasma membrane. Bases 33 to 800 code for a protein of 255 amino acids. Lineage: Eukaryota; Metazoa; Chordata; Actinopteri; Cypriniformes; Nemacheilidae. The transcript is spliced from 7 exons.
CACACCGUUUCUACUCAGGUAUUACUGCUGUUAUGUUUCGGCACAUCGAAAUCCUCUCAGCUCUUUUCUGUUUCCUGUUACUUUAUCAUAAUGUGAAUACAAAACUAUGUCCAGCAGGUCAGAGGAACGUUUACGGUCAAGAUAGGUGUGAGGACUGUCCAGCGAAACAAUACAAUCCAAAUGAGGGAGACUGGAUUACCUGUCGUCACUGUAGCAAAUGUGGAGAAGGUAGCGAGGAAGAAGUAGUAUGCAAUCUUAUAAGCGACACUCGCUGCAGAUGUAAAACAGGCUUUAAACCUGUAGAUGAGAAAAAAAAAACAUUUUGUAUUUGUGAAGAAGGAUAUGGACUGGAUUCUGAAAAAAAUAACUGCAUGAAAUGUCCACAUGGAUUUUUCUCAAACAAACAAAACGGGGUCUGUAAAAAAUGGACAGAAUGUAAGAGUGGUAUUAAGAUUCCAGGAAACAACACAUCCGAUGCCAUCUGUAAAAAUGCUUCAAAGACCAUAACCACCUCUUAUAUCAGGACAGAUGUUCACACAGGCACGUCCACCUCGACUCCAAUGAACACAAUCACCUCUAAUAUUGCGCCUUCCAUCACUGCAGCAUACCCCAAAGACCGUUUCAACAUCUUGUGGCUUGUCUUGGUAUUCGGUGUUAUUCUUCUCCUGAUUGGGCUAUUGUAUCAUAAGGAUACCCACCACUGCAUUCUUAACAAAACAAAGCUGGUGUCUCGGAAAGAAAGCUCAUGCAAAAAGCCUGUUGAAGAAUCUGGGGAGAAGUGUCUUUCUCUGCUUGUCUAACACUGGCUUUAAAACCUUACCUUGUUUCUUUUUGUGGAAAACUUGAAGUUGUAAGCAAUGUUUCUUUGUUGGAAACCUUUUAAUCUUAACGUUCCUAUUACCGUUUUUUUUUCAGCUUUUCUGAAGGUUGUGUGUGUUUUUUACUUGCUUUAUGUACAGUUUAUAACAACUGUAGCUAUUACCAUAAUAAGACUGUUUAGGAUCAUGUGAUUUCAGGUGGCUCAAGAGAAAAAUUCAAAGCAUAAAUUUUUUUUGUUCUUUACCCGAGAAUUCACUGCUGAACAGUGAAUUAAAAUUUCAUCAUAACACUCAAACUGCAACUUCAGUCGACACCUCAUUGUAUAGGCUAAACGGAUGGCUGGAAUGACGCCACAGUUACCAUGGCAUCACAUUUGUCAACCGCAGAUAUAUCCUGUUGACUCAUGCAUUCCUGAGAGGAAAAAUGAUGAAUUAUCUGAAUUUCCCAUAUUUAGGUGGGCUAAGGACAACUCCUGAGAAUCUUAAUUGUCUAUUUUUAUGUAGCCUCAUUUUGAAGGUUUGAUUUUGUUUCUAUGAAAUGAAAAUAAAUGUGAACUGUAAUUUUGGAUCGGGGGAGAGCAUUCAGGGUGAUUCUAUUUUCAUAUUUAUGUUUUUUAAUAAUAGUUCAUUCAAAUCAUCUUUAACCUUUACAGGUCAGAUUGAGCAUACAGUUAAUGUGUUAAAGUAUUUUCAUUGUGUUGAUUUCUGUAUCUAAAUUGUACAUUCAAAUACAGAGCUGGUGUUGUCCCCGCCUACAUUUAUGUUUAUUCCAACAUUUAACGGCAUCGCUUCCCUCUGUGUCUUGAACCAUAGUUCCGGGGAGGCGAUAGAUUUCGGUUAAAAGUCUUCUUCAAAAUUUCCAUCCACCCAUAAGUACUCACGUUCCAGGCUUCAAAGCGUCAUUGUAUCGUGUAUGAAACCACCACAGCUCAAAAUGGAAGAACUGCAUGUGGUUUACACCAAGGGAAUCUCAAUUCAAUUCUUAAAAACUUUGUGGGUAGUAUUUGUCAUUUUCAAAUUGUGAGAUUGGUUUAAGUUUGUUUGAGCACUAAUGCUUUUUAUCAUUUACAGUCAUUGUCAAAGUCUUGUAAUGUUGAAA